AUGUCUGAGGUCCAGGGAACGGUCGAGUUUUCUGUGGAGCUACACAAAUUCCAUAAUGUGGACCUCUUCCAGAGAGGGUAUUACCAGAUAAGAGCUGGACUGAAGAUCCCAUCCAGAAUUCCCCAUAGGCUGUUUGCUACGAUUGGAGGACAGACAGGUGAUUCCAGCCUUUGCUCAGCCUGUGUUCAUGAAAACAACGUUUACAGCAGAAUAUUUCAGAUUUUGUACAGAAAUGAAGAGAUCAUUCUUAAUGAAUCAAUGAACUUCAGAGUGCACCUGCUUCUGGAUGGCGAAAGGGUGGAAGAUGCUUUGAAUGAGGCAGAUUUUCAGCUCAAGUUGGACCUGCACUUUACUGAUAGUGAACAACAGCUGAGGGAUGUUCCAGCGAUCCCCGUGAUCAGCAGCCGAACACUGUGUCUCCACUUCCACCCCCGGCGAGGUCUGCACCACCAUGUCCCUGUCAUGUUUGACUAUUUCCACCUGUCAGUGAUCUCUGUCACAGUCCAUGCGUCCCUGGUGGCACUACACCAGCCUCUGAUCAGUUUUGCUCGUCCAGGGAAAGGUUCUUGGCUUGGUAAAGGCAACCUGGAGGCGGGACCAGACCAGUCCAGUAUGUCUUUAGAAAAUCUAGUGUUUGGAGCUGGCUACUGCAAACCCACUUCUUCAGAGGGCAGCUUUUAUGUCCCAUCUGAAAACUGCAUGCAGCAUGCAUACAAAUGGCAUAAGGACCUCUGUCUUCUGCUCCUGAAUGCUCAAAGAGGACUUCACAUGUACUACACUCUCAUAAUGAAUGAGAUUCCUGAUUUACCACAGCUGAAGUUGGAGGAACUAUCUGUGGAAGAGACGUUGUCCCAGCUUUGUAUGGAACUGCAGCUGCUGAGCAAUCCAGAAAAGAUAGCAGAACAGAUAAGCAAGGACCUUGCCUGGCUUUGUUCUCACCUCCUGGCCCUGUGGAACCAGUUCCUAGAGGUGGCAACGCUCCAUCCAGAAGUCACAGCUUAUCUGACUCAGGAACAUCACAUGCUAAGGGUGAGGAGAUUCUCAGAAGCCUUCUUCUACACUGAGCACCAGAAACCUGCUGUGCUCACAUUCCAGGAAGGCCUGAUCCAAAGCCACGCACAGAUUUCUACAGAAAUUCGUAACUCGGAGUAUUUCACCAGCAUGCCCCCGCUGCCGGCAGAAUGCCUCGACAUCGACGGGGACUGGAACACUCUCCCAGUUAUCUUUGAAGACAGGUACAUGGAUAGGCCUUGCAAAGAUCAGAAUUUGGAAGUUUUCUCAGAUUUCGAGGUUCCUGCAAAUACUCAAAUGGAUGUAAUAAAUGAAAAUGAAGACUGUGCAUCAAAUGAUGUCACUGUAGUAAUGAAAGGAGACUUUGGUAAAGGUAUUCCACUAAUACAUGACAGGAUAAACAGGAAUCCCUCAUGCUUAUACAGCAGUACUGAAGGUGCUGCUGAGGGUUUAAACCAGCACUCCACAUCUCAGGUAUGUACAGCAAACAAAGAAGGCCAAAGGAAAUCUGAAAAUAUUUUUGUUUCAAGAAGGGAAACUGUUUCUGACUCAGAGUCAGGCAAUACAGAACACAUGUCAGGAGACUUUGAAACACCCAAGGAAGUUUUAUUAAAAGAUAAUAGACUUGGGGCAGAUGUUACUUGUGGAGACACAAAACCUAGCAAUAAGGACUCUCACAAAAGUGAGCCUGUGUUAAUUGUCAGUGGUCAGUAUGAGUGUGGAGCAUGUGGAACUGAUGGCUCAGAAGACAGGACUGAAAUACAUGAAAUAGAUGAAUCUGGUCAUCCUGAGAAUAAUUUCACUUCAUCUGAACUUGCACUGAAUGAUUUGACCAGUCUUGAAAAACCAGAAGAUCCUGACACCAAGGCUCAUCUCCCUGUUUUGAAACCUUUGCCCUCACACUGCUUUGAAGCGAAAUUGCUCACAAAGGAGCAACGAGGUGAGGAGAGCGAGGAGUUUACCCUCAUGACAGGGGUCAUUAAAAGAUCUUCCUCUAUAAUAUCUGAUUCAGGCAUUGAAAGUGAACCAAGCUCAGUGGCGUGGUCUGACGCUCGGAGUCGGGCGCUGGAGCUGCCCAGUGAUCGAGAGAUCCUGCACCCCUUGGUCCGGAGGCACGCCAUCCACCGAAACUCCCUGGAGGGUGGGCACACCGAAAGCAACACCAGCUUGCCCAGUGGGAUCCAAGCAUCGCUCACAUCCAUCAGCUCUUUGCCUUUUGAGGAAGAGGAGCGGGAAGUGGAGCUCACCAAACUGACAAAAUCUGUCUCAGCUCCUCAGAUCAGUAGCCCAGAAGAGCCCACGGAGGAGGUGGAUAUAUCCAAACACGGUGAGGCAACCUCGGGAGACCAAAACCCAAAAAGCUGCAUGGAAACAGAGGGUGAAGAUGGCAAAUUAAUCAUUGACUCUUCUGAGCGUCAAAUCACCACUGAAAGUGGACAAAUAGAGCCAAGACAACAUCCCAAACUCCCCCUCAAACACAGUAGUAGUAACACUGAGUUACAAGGAGAGGAGGAGAAAGGUUUUCCAGAGACUUGCCGUAGUUUGGAAAAUGCAAGACCACCCCUUUGUCCAAAGCAGCUCCAGGAUAAUGUCUCUGAGAGCCAGUCACUGGAGAGCAAUGGUGAGUGCAGCUUAAAAACACCAAGGGCUUGUAAUUACUUGGACCAAAAUAUAGAUAAGUUCGAUACAUUCAUUGAGGAUCCAAAGGAUAAACUUAAGCUGGACAGUUUAAAAAUACAACAGGGCUUCUGCAAUAGCAGAAUUUCAGGAGAGGAGAGUUUCUCUCAAAGUGUAAGGGUGGUACCAGAUUUGUGCUAUCCCAUUACAGCUCCGUCAGAGACCUCCACUGAAUUCGGCUCACUGCAAGGAGAGUAUGGCAGCUCUCUUGCUGAUGAGAGCCCAGCAGUGUGUGCAGAAAUGCAGGUGUUACAAGAAAUAGAGCUCAAUGACUCACCUGCCCCAGCAGACCCUGCAGCAGGGUCCUACCAGGCUGAACAUCCUCAGGAACCCAACAGCCAAGAGCAUAAACUUGUAGCGAACGGCACCGGGUUUCCUUUGGCAGUGACGGAGGGAGUAGCCCUGGAAAGCAGAAAGGCUGCUGAUGUGGUUAACCUGUCAGUCUCUUGCACAGCCACGUGUCUUCCCUUCUCUUCCGUGCUCAAAGAGACCCCCGCCAUGGUUGGCUUCUCUGCAAAGCAGGCUGUGAUCCCUAUCACGCGCCAGCCCCUGGGCUCCUUCGGAGUUGUCUCUUCUAAUUCUGAUGAGGUGGAUGAAGAGACGAACGAAAGGAUGCUGAAUUUUUAUCAGGCCAAAGAAAAAUUUAAAAAAGAAAUGAAGAUUGAAGGAUUUCUGUACAGUGACUUAUCUGUACUAGCUUCUGAUAUCCCGUAUUUUCCACCAGAGGAAGAGGAAGAAAAUUUAGAAGAUGGAAUUCACCUGGUUGUGUGUGUCCAUGGGUUGGAUGGUAACAGUGCAGAUCUGCGCCUGGUAAAGACUUUUAUAGAACUGGGACUUCCUGGUGGAAAACUGGACUUCCUAAUGUCUGAAAGAAAUCAGACUGAUACUUUUGCUGAUUUUGAUACAAUGACUGACCGAUUAUUGGAUGAAAUUAUUCAGCAUAUCCAGUUGUACAACCUCUCCAUAUCCCGAAUAAGUUUUAUUGGACAUUCCCUUGGUAACGUCAUAAUUCGAUCUGUACUGACUCGGCCCAGGUUUCGCUAUUACCUCAACAAGUUACACACCUUCCUGUCCCUCUCUGGUCCUCACCUGGGAACCCUUUACAACAACAGCACUUUGGUUAGUACAGGUCUGUGGCUCAUGCAGAAGUUGAAAAAGUCAGGGUCUCUUUUGCAAUUGACCUUCAGGGACAACGCGGAUCUGCGCAAGUGUUUCCUCUAUCAGCUCAGCCAAAAAACGGGUCUUCAGUACUUUAAAAAUGUUGUGUUAGUGGCCUCACCCCAAGACAGAUAUGUACCCUUCCAUUCAGCAAGAAUAGAAAUGUGCAAAAAUGCACUUAAGGACAGACACACAGGUCCUGUUUAUGCAGAGAUGAUUAACAACCUGCUCCAGCCUUUGAUUGGGGCAAAGGACUGCACUUUGAUCCGACACAACGUGUUCCAUGCCCUGCCGAACACGGCCAACACGUUGAUAGGCCGGGCUGCCCACAUUGCCGUGCUGGACUCUGAACUUUUCCUGGAGAAGUUUUUCCUUGUGGCAGGACUCAACUACUUCAAAUAGUGCCUGAAGUACGGGGUAGCAGAGGCCAACCUUUUCACAGAACAGAGAAGAAUCCCUUAGCCAAAGGAGUGCAGUGUUAGAAAUGAGAUCAGGUGGGACUUUCAAACUUUCCAUUUCCAUUUCUCUUUCAGAGAAUAAAGUGCUAUGGCUUUAAGGCAUUCAAGCUUCCAAGUAUUGGUGCUUUUGGAAGAAAUAAAUAUUCCUCUUCGGUUUCUAUGUUCUUUGUCCACAUAAAGACAUGAGCCACUUCUGGACUACAGAAUCAGAAUAAGCAGGCUAAUUCUCCAAAUGUGUUUGGACCAAUAUAAUUCCUGUUUCUCCUGAAUAUUAAACCAGGAAUUUGUCUGUCCUUGAUUUAAUGCUUAUUUAUGUAUUAACAAAGCUAUACAUUUGUAGCACUUUUGGGAUAGUUAACACAAGAGGAAACAAGUGUAUGUGAACUCAGGUUAAAACCUCCUUUGUGAUGAGCUGAGAAAUCUGAAAACCAUUUAUGAAAGUUUCAGUAUUUCUGUUUGUUGCAAGAAAAUAUUUGGAUGACUCCAUUACUGGUUAUAAUUUGUAACAUACAUAAAUUGUAACAUACACAAAUUCUACAUUCAAAUAAGGGAAAGGAGUGAAAUAUUUUACAUAAAAUGAAGAAAUAUUGGUAUUUGUCUUUAAAAAGAAACCUCAACUUUAACUUGGCAAGAAUUUUAUUCAAAUAAGAAGCUGCCAAACCAAGAGGAGUCUACUGGAUUACUUGUAAAAUAUCAGUGGCAUCUGUUCACAUUUCUUCUGUUUACAUUUAUUGUGGUUGUUAUAACCUUAGAGGCACAAUUUUUACUUUUACCUUUGCAAGUACAUUUACCCCGACAAUUUUAUUUAUUUAUUUUUUAAUUAAUUACUCUGAUUUGAAAUUUAAAAUACCCUUAAAAAAACCCAAACACUUAAAAAAAAAAGGCUGGAGAUGUAGAAUAGUAAGGAUUGUGGAAAAAGAAUGUCUCCUUAAGUUCCUCUGCAAUAUCCUAUGAAUGUUUUGUUAAUGCUCCUUUGCAGUGCUGUAUAGUCCUAAUUAUUAUACGGUUUCAGGUGGUUCAAACAUUUAAAAAUUUAUUCAUACACAGAUAUCCAAGUUGUUUUUAAGAGUUUGGAAAAGAACAUUUUUCUCACUUUUUAUUUUUUUUCAUAAAAUUUUCAUUAAAAUAUUUAUCAAAAAAUUAUCAGAUUUAAAGUGGCAAAUUUCAAUAACUUUCUGUACAUUUUCAUAACAUUUUGAUAAAUUUUCAAUGUCACAGCAGUUUUUUCAAAAAAAGAGAAAGUGAAUAAUUCUUCACAAUUAUUUUUGUUUGAAAGGUAGGCUAUUUUUUAAUGCAGAUAUGGUUUGUUUAGAAACAUAAAUAAACAGGUGUCUAUAUCUUGUAACAAAGACUGUAAAAAAAAUUACAAAGAUGGUUUUAGGUGUCAAGGCUCUCAUCAGUAAAUUAAGAUCAAGAUAGUGGAGAUUUCUGAAAUAAGAGAAUAAAAAAUGCAAACAAAAAACCUCACAAUCACAGGGAAACAUUUGUACAUGCAAAAAAUAAAACUAUUUUUUCUCAAAAGAAAAAAUGUGAAAAACUUACACAAAAUCAGUUCAAGAAAAGAGUUGUUAGCAGGCUGGCAAACGCCAAUAAAGAACAAGGCUGGUUUGAUAAGGUAGACAUUCUUCUCCUUAAUAAGGAAAGAGGAAGAAGGAAUAUACCAAAGAGUGAGAUUAAGAUCAACUGAAAAUAAGAAGAUAUAUUACAUAUAAAAAUCUCGUACCCUCAAAGGGGCAGAAAUUAUACAGAAAGAGUUCCAUGGUGUAAUUCACUCUCAACAAGUUUUUUAAACAUGAAAUAUCACCUCAGUAUUAUAAUUAAAUAGAUAAAUAGUAUUUUCUCUUUUUUUAUUUCUUUUUCUUUUUAUAAAUUGACAAUUGAAAAGUCGAUUUUAGCCCAUUAACAAAUAAAUUAUGUCAGGAAUUAA
Chiroxiphia lanceolata (lance-tailed manakin) is the source of this 6231-nucleotide messenger RNA. It is a transcript of the gene FAM135B, whose product is annotated as family with sequence similarity 135 member B. NCBI's taxonomy places the organism in Eukaryota, Metazoa, Chordata, Aves, Passeriformes, Pipridae. The coding region runs from base 1 to 4248 and encodes 1415 amino acids. The transcript has 19 exons. The record is from RefSeq and is a predicted model, not a curated record.